CUUUUGUUCAGUUUUCACCUGAGUACGAGUAGCGACUUUGUCCUGCUCUAAACGGUUCGAGCAAUGGCCAGCGAAGUAGAGAAAGCGCAGUCUGCUGCGCCGGAGGAAGACACUAUCUUCGGCAAGAUAUCUCGUGGAGAGAUCCCCUGCAAGUUUGUUUACGAAGACGACACGGCGUUGGCCUUUGACGAUCUGGCCCCACAGGCACCGGUUCACUUCCUCGUCAUCCCACGCAAGCCCAUUGCCCAGCUCUCUAAGGCAACUGAUGAAGACGAAGCCCUCCUCGGCCAUCUGCUGACAGUGGCACGCAAGGUUGCGGUGCAGAAGGGACUCGACGCCGAUGGCUACCGCGUGGUGAUCAACAACGGCAAGAACGGCGCGCAGAGCGUCUACCACCUGCAUCUGCACGUCCUCGGCGGGCGCCAGAUGAGCUGGCCACCGGGAUAAGACAUUGAUACCGCUGUCACAUUCGUCCACUGUAUAACCCAAUUUGCUUACUCACAUGUUGCCACCUUUCCACAAACUUCUUCCGCCAUGUUCAAACUAGCAGCCCAACAGCUUUUUUAGUAUGUUUUUGCAUGUUUUUGACUGUCUGACAACAGCAAGCAGUAGGAUGGUAGAUAUUUUUCUGA
Messenger RNA from Sycon ciliatum, 632 nucleotides. Its product is annotated as adenosine 5'-monophosphoramidase HINT1-like. Gene Ontology annotation, molecular function: hydrolase activity. NCBI's taxonomy places the organism in Eukaryota, Metazoa, Porifera, Calcarea, Leucosolenida, Sycettidae. The transcript has 3 exons. The record is from RefSeq and is a predicted model, not a curated record. Bases 64 to 447 code for a protein of 127 amino acids. Gene Ontology annotation, cellular component: nucleus; cytoplasm. Gene Ontology annotation, biological process: purine ribonucleotide catabolic process.